GGGCGUGGGCACACUUUUGUUAUUAACAUUAUUUAGCAAAAACAGCAAAUAACUUCUGAUAAAAUAAAAGUCCAAAUUAACACUUGAUCCACAUGUGCUCCGCCUGCAUGAUGGAUGCUCCAUUUUGAGUUUACGAAGCAGUGAAGCCAAGUGGUGAUCCUCACUUGAAACAAGUAGCUUCCGCUUCCCAAAAUAAACUUUAUCCCAGAAACCUGUGGAAUUUACCUAACUAUUUUUGUUUAUAUUUUUAAAAGGUUACACAAUGGAAGUUGGUAUGUGGCGUGAUACUAAUCGGCCUAUUCUCAUUCAGAUGUCUGAUUCCUUGAUUAUUUGCGUAUGCGACUACUGGCAGCGGUGUCAUUUCCACAAUCGUCCAAGCCGGGAGGCCGGCGGCUCCUGUCAGGAAAGGAAAUCCUUAAGGAGGCUGAGCAUCCGCGUGGACGCCAUAAAUGGGAAUUACUACCUGCGAGAGUUCCUUCAGCAAAAGGAGCUGGCCCAGCGCCUGAGGAGCAAGCAUGGCGUCCAGUUGGUGUGGCUCUCCUUUGAGCCGCCGGAAACGGAAACGAUCGACUAUCGGUUCGCGGACAUGCUGGCACACACGCUGUGGGAGCACAUCGAGGUGGAGCACCUCAUGUCCUGGCUCUCCACCCUGGGCGGCGGCUUUUCCGCCCUCGGCGAGCAAUUCGAGCGAUGCGCAGAGACGGCCGGAAAGAUCUCGCUGCAGCAGCUGAAGAUUGGCAUGCGUCUUGGAGAUCCCUUCCUGCAGGCGCGCUGUAAGCUGUACUUCAGCAUCUCCCUGAUCCAGCGUGGUCAGCUCCGAGCGGCUAAGCAUCUGAUCCGAGAGCAGUAUGCCUUCGCGAGGAGAAACGUCGAAAAGGAUGUGCGCCUGGUGCGGAUGUGCCUGGGCAUUUGGCAGCGACUUAGCUACGAGUAUGAGCAGCGGCGUAUGCGGCGCAUGGGAAACUGAGACCCGAUUUAGGCCCCUUAAAUUAUGUACAUAUUGGGAUGUAGUGUCCCGGUGUUCCUUUUUGAUUAUGCAAGUUGUAGGUAAAAAAAAUUGUUUUCAAUAUAUUUAUUUAAUAUGUAAUUGUAUAUACGUAAAAAAUGCAUUUACAUUAUUCAUUUA
This is a messenger RNA of Drosophila suzukii, 1126 nucleotides long. The record is from RefSeq and is a predicted model, not a curated record. Lineage: Eukaryota; Metazoa; Arthropoda; Insecta; Diptera; Drosophilidae.